CAAAUCAUUAUUCUGAUUAACUCAAAAGUAUAUUAAAAAAUAGUGAAUCGAACCAAAAAGGAGUGUGAGUUUUAAUCAGAACGCAAUUCAAUAUGUUUAACAAACAACACUCAGUCUAUCGGUGACCUUCAGCAAGCAAUAUGGAGAAACCCAGUUCUGUGAAAUGCGGUCCAGGUUAUGCCAGUCCUUUGGAUGCAAUGAAAUACGGAUCAAAAGAAAAACUUCUGUAUGUAGUUUGUAUUAAUCCUAACGAAGGAGAUGAUAAAACGGACCUCUUAGCCACGGUUGAUGUAGAUCCAGAAUCGUCGACUUAUUGUCAAAUAAUUCACCGUUUAAGGACUGGUAAUAAAGGUGACGAAUUACACCAUUCCGGAUGGAAUAUCUGUUCCAGUUGCCACAACUGCCACGGGCUGGUACGAGAUAAACUGAUCCUACCAGCAAUAGGAUCAGACCGAAUAUAUGUAGUAGAUGUUGGGAAAAAUCCAAGAAAGCCUGAAUUUUACAAGGUCAUCGAAGGAAAAGAAUUACAAAAAUACAAUUGUAGUACUCCCCACACGGCACAUUGUUCACCAAAUGGAGAGAUAAUGAUUUCAGUUCUGGGUGACAAUGUAGGUAACUCCAAAUCAGAUUUCAUCGUUAUAGAUGCAGAGACUUUUAAAGUGAAAGGAACUUGGAUGAAGGGCAAGCAAUCGCCGUAUUUUAAUUACGAUUUUUGGUAUCAACCUUAUUUCGACGUGAUGGUAUCGUCAGAAUGGGGGGCUCCUAAAUUAUUUAAGCGAGGUUUUGAUUUUUCUGAUACCGCACCUGAUCGCUAUGGGCGUAGUAUCAACUUCUUUUCGUGGACAAAGAAGGAACUAAUACAAAGUAUUAAUUUGGGAGAAGAAGGUAUUGCUCCGUUGGAAAUUAGGUUUUUACAUAACCCAAAAGAACCUCAGGGAUAUGUCGGGUGUGCUAUUGACGCUAAUAUUUAUAGAUUUUACCAAAAAGAAGAUGGUACUUGGGCAGCACACAAAGUUGUAGAUGUUCCUGCGAAAAAAGUCACUGGGUGGGUUGCUCCUUAUAUACAAGGUCUGAUUUCUGAUAUUCUAAUAUCAUUGGAUGACAAAUAUUUAUACUUCAAUAACUGGCUACAUGGAGAUGUCAGACAAUACGACAUAACUGAUAGAGCUCAUCCUAAACUCACAGGUCAAUUAUUCUUGGGUGGUAAAAUUCUUUCCGAUUCGACUAUAAAAGUAAUCGAAGAUAAAGAACUUGAAAGACAGCCAGAUCCAGUUUAUGUUAAAGGUAAAAGAUUCGAAGGAGGUCCUCAAAUGAUACAACUUUCUUUAGACGGUAAAAGAUUAUAUGUGACUUCUAGCCUCUUAUCACCUUGGGAUAGACAAUUUUAUCCAGAUUUAGUUAAAAAGGGAACAAUAAUGCUAAAAAUUGAUAUAGACACUGAGAAUGGGGGUAUGAAAUUAGAUGAAAACUUCUUAGUUGAUUUUGGAGAAGGACCUGAUGGACCUUUAUUAGCACAUGAGAUCAGGUUUGUAUCAAAUCUAUGUAUUAGAAUACAAAGCAUAUUGAAUAAAUUCCUUAUUUGAACUUGCAUCAUUUAGGUAACAGAAAAUAUUAAUAGAAAUGAAUUAAGGACAUUAUACUCUAAAAACUUUAGAAGUUAUUGAUAAUGUGCAAGUUUAUUGUGCAAAUUACCAAAUGUAAUAUUCAAAAUGAUCUCGUAGAAACAAACAAAUCAAAAUAAGAAUCACCAAACUUUCCCUUGGGUAAAAUUUGAAUGACAAACAAAACCUUAUUACGUAUGAGAUAAUGAAUCAGUAACUUUCUCACAAAUUAUGGAAGAAAUUAAGAGUUUCAAACCCAAAAAGUGCAGUGCAUUGAAAGUACUUUUUAUCAAAUUCAUUUGGACAUUGGCAAAGACAGCCAGACAAAUUUUUCUCAGAUUUCUUGUGAGUUUUUCUCAAGUAUUUGGUUUUAUAAUAUUUUGUUGUCAGUUCAAUUUCUAACAGAAAUUUUCCCAACUAGUGAAAUAAUACUUGAAAUAUAAUUCUGACUGUACUUCCUACAUCAUUUACAUCACUUGGAUAAUCAAAAAUUUUAGACAAAAUGGUUGUAUACAUUUUAAAAUAACAUAUAAGUACAAUUAUUGAUUUUAGAAAAUAGAAAGUAUCUAAAAAUACCAAAAAUACAAAAUACGAAUUACAUGAUUGUACUAGAUGCGAUUUUAUGUCGAUCUAACUUAAUUUAAAAUCUUCCAAACUUCCUAGCUAGCGUCUUUUAAAGAAGAUGGUGUUAAAUAAGCGUUCUAAACGAAUCCUUGAAAAACUUUUCCUAUAAAGUACAAACUUAUAUCACCAUGUAGUGAUAAACUAUUUACUAUCAGACCGAUCGUUCACGCGAUUGGUUGGCUUCGAGCUAAGCGAUUAAUGGCGGCUCCAAUAAGAGAAGGGCGCGAAACAGUGGUGUGUUCAAAUUUUUAUAUAUUAUUAUUGUAGUUAUAUUACGAAUUCAUGUGUGAAGUUGUUUACAUUCGAGAGACCACAUAACAGGAAAGACCAAUGACGCGCGCAAACGCACUUGAAAA
Diorhabda sublineata is the source of this 2581-nucleotide messenger RNA. RefSeq names its product methanethiol oxidase. Bases 141 to 1583 code for a protein of 480 amino acids. Gene Ontology annotation, molecular function: selenium binding. Lineage: Eukaryota; Metazoa; Arthropoda; Insecta; Coleoptera; Chrysomelidae. The record is from RefSeq and is a predicted model, not a curated record. The transcript is spliced from 8 exons.